Messenger RNA from Vombatus ursinus (common wombat), 5491 nucleotides. RefSeq names its product gap junction protein gamma 1 (gene GJC1). The transcript is spliced from 4 exons. Gene Ontology annotation, biological process: cell communication. Gene Ontology annotation, cellular component: connexin complex. NCBI's taxonomy places the organism in Eukaryota, Metazoa, Chordata, Mammalia, Diprotodontia, Vombatidae. Bases 447 to 1625 code for a protein of 392 amino acids. The record is from RefSeq and is a predicted model, not a curated record.
CCGCGGGUCCGUUGGAAGCGGCGCGAUGGGGGCGCCCGCCUGGUGCCUUUCCCUCGUCUAGCCUUUGUCUCCCGCGCUGGACACCUCCCGAUGCACAGGACCCUUGGGUUUUACUUUUGCCUCCCCUCCGCUCGGACCCGGAGCCCGGGAACCGCGUGAAUCUGUGUUUUUGGAGGUAUAGUAUUCAGAGAUGAAAAGGGGUUGGCAAAAUACGUUUAUGAUUUGAGGAACGCCCAGGGGUCAGAUUGCAUUUGAACAGUUUACGUUCUGCUGGACAAAUUCACUUAGUUACCAAUUGAUGGGAAUGCUUCAUGGAGCGAUUAAGAUGGACUUGCCAUUCUGAAAUUCAGUGGGAUUCUGGAAGAACUGCAAGAUAAACAUCCAUUCUUCAAGUGUAUUCUGCAUAACCAAAGUUCUGGCUAACAGGGUAAGCCAGUCCAGGCACCAUGAGUUGGAGCUUCCUGACUCGACUAUUAGAGGAGAUCCACAACCAUUCCACGUUUGUGGGGAAGAUUUGGCUCACCAUAUUGAUAGUCUUCCGGAUCGUACUCACUGCUGUGGGUGGGGAAUCCAUCUAUUACGAUGAGCAAAGCAAAUUUGUAUGCAAUACAGAACAGCCGGGCUGUGAGAACGUCUGCUACGAUGCUUUUGCCCCUCUGUCCCACGUCCGCUUUUGGGUGUUCCAGAUCAUCCUUGUGGCCACCCCAUCGGUGAUGUAUCUGGGCUAUGCCAUUCACAAGAUUGCCAAGAUGGAGCACGGAGAGGCAGACAAGAAGGCAGCGAGGAGCAAGCCCUAUGCCAUGCGCUGGAAGCAGCACCGGGGCCUGGAAGAGACGGAGGAGGACCAUGAGGAAGACCCCAUGAUGUACCCAGAGAUGGAAUUAGAAAGUGAAAAAGAGAACAAGGAGCAGAGUCAGCCUAAACCCAAACAUGAUGGGCGGCGGCGCAUUCGAGAAGAUGGGCUUAUGAAAAUUUACGUGCUGCAGUUGCUGGCAAGGACCUUGUUUGAGGUGGGUUUCCUGGUGGGGCAGUAUCUUCUGUAUGGCUUCCAGGUUCGCCCAUUUUAUGUGUGCAGCAGAGUCCCCUGCCCUCAUAAAAUAGACUGCUUCAUUUCUAGGCCCACUGAAAAGACCAUCUUCCUGCUGAUAAUGUACGGUGUGACGGGCCUCUGUCUGAUCCUCAACAUUUGGGAAAUGCUUCACUUGGGCUUUGGGACUAUACGGGACUCAUUAAAUAGCAAAAGGAGAGAACUGGAAGAUUCAGGUGCUUAUAAUUAUCCUUUCACUUGGAAUACUCCGUCUGCUCCACCUGGCUAUAACAUUGUGGUCAAACCAGAUCAAAUCCAGUACACCGAACUGGCCAACGCCAAGAUUGCCUACAAGCAGAACAAGGCCAACAUUGCUCAGGAGCAGCAGUACGGAAGCAAUGAGGAGAACCUCCCCGCAGACCUGGAGAUGCUGCAGCGAGAAAUCAAAGUGGCCCAGGAGCGCCUGGAUCUUGCCAUCCAGGCCUACAACCACCAGAACAACCGCCACGGCCCCCGGGAAAAGAAGUCCAAAGCUGGCUCUAACAAAAGCAGUGCCAGUAGCAAAUCCGGGGAUGGGAAGAACUCUGUCUGGAUUUAAUCUUGGCCAGGCUCAUAACUGGUGCUUCUCCUCGUUAGGGUAAGCAGCAAGCGGCUCACUGAAUAAUGACUUCCAUUGAGUAAACAUUUGGCUCUGGUUAUCUUCAGGGAGGUUUAGUGUUGGCCAGUGAUCCAAGCUCAGGGGACUUGGGGCCGGGAGGGGGAGACUGGGGAGUGGGAGAGAAGGGAAACAAAGUGUUCCCGGCACAGGUUCUCAGCAAUACCACGGUUGCAGAACUUUUCCCUUGUGUCUUCCAGAUCUGGAAAAGAACAGAUAUAUUUAAAUCAUUCUUGUUGAACAGUUUUUUAUGUACAGUAUUAUGGUACAUUUUUAGUAUGCUAAUUUUCUUUUGUAUUUGUACAUUUGACCUCUGCAGUUAUACUUUUAUAUUAAAGGAAAAAAACUGCAAUAGAUAACGCCUAGCAUUUGGCUAGUGUUAUUAUUACUUUGGUCAGCAGACUUUUGCCAUGUGUUUAAAGUUAUAAUAGAUGCAAUUCUUAAUUAAAGUGCCUCAUGCUGUAGGGAGGACUUCAGUUACAGAGGGAAACCAAGAAGGAGCCCUGAGAUUGCAGAUUUGAAAAGAAAACCCUGCAGCAGUGUGGGCCAAGUUCCUUCACUCUUCCCCAACAGAGACAAACUCCUAUUGGUCUUAUCCAGAUACUCAAAACUGCCUCUUGUACAGGUGUGCCCAUCUGAAACCAACAUAAUAGGUGAAAAGCUCGAGUUACAAGAAAUGAAGUAAAGUAGUGAGGGCAGGGAGUGCUACACUCUGUGAAAAGAUUUGACAGAAUUAGUGAGCUUGGAUAAUGCAGAUAGCAUGUCGUCCAAUUUCUUUUUAAAAUCACCCAGCUUUUUUUUUUUAAGCCCAACAUCUGUUGCACAAAGGGAGGCAUGCCUACAUCUGGAUAGUAUGGCUUCCCCUACCUUGUCAGAAAGCAAGGCACAUCUGAAGAAUGGGCUGUGGAAGCAGGGAGAUGAAAUUAUUCCUUGCCUGGAUAGCCUUAAGUCUCCUUCCUGUAACCUGACUGGCCUCUCAGGAAGCCUGUAAUAAACAGUUCCCUUUUUUUAUAUUAGCAGGAAGUAUACAAACAGCCAUGCUUGUAUGAAUAAUACUUAGAGCCACUCAGGCUGCAAAAGACCAGAGAGCCUGGAGUCCAAGUUCCAUGGAUUCUAACUGGCCACGAAAUCCUGGCCAGGUCGGGAGAGUGACAUGCCAGGUUGGGUUUUUUGGCUAGAAAACCAAUCCAGGCUGAUAUUAUGGAUAUUUUGGCCAAUAAUUGGCAUUUGUAAAUGCAAAAGGGAAGAAUUUUGUGUUUACAGCCUGUGGUACUGUUUUUUGGUAAGAAGAAGCAGUCCUAUUUGUAAGAUACUGAUAAUUUAUGUGCGUUUUUAGCCUUUUGUGGGGGGGGGUGAUCUUAGCACUGGGUCAUGUUAAAAUGUUUGGCCUUCUGGUAUUUUCACAUUGUUUGUCUAAGGGCAUAUAACUUUUUUUUUUAAUCGCCUGGUAGUGAAAGGAAAACAAAGGGACUUUUACUCUAGUGGAUCAUUUCCACAGAGAUGUCUAUUUGGACCUCGCCUAUAGGCCACAGGUUCUCCAAAGCUCAGUUUCCUUAUCUGUAACUUCUAAGAUCUGCCAGCUGCCUGUCAUUUGGUGAAAUCUGAGAAGCAAGCCCUCCCUUUUUUUAACUGGGUUUUUUUUUCUCUCCAUUGCAGUCCAAAACAUAUCAUAACAUGUGAAUUACCUUCUGGCCAUUCAUGUUCACUUUUAUGGUGCAUUUUUUUUCUGCUUAGCAAAAAAGAGUGUCCUCUGGGUCCCCCAGGCAUCUUAAACCAAAAAUAAAACCAAGUAAGACAAAAGGAGAAUAUUCAGGAAAUGUAAUCCAUAGAUACAUCACGUAUAAAUAACAUAAACUCGCUAUUUCCUUAGAAGCCAAAGCUUAAGAAGGAAAUUUAUCAUCAUUCACUUUGAGAAAAUAUGCAAGAUUUGAGCUUCCCAAGCCUAGCCAGGGAAGUAUUACCUCUAAUUAAUUCAUCUGUCACUAACCUUAAGGCAUGGUAGAGUUCCAUGUAGCUCUCUUACUUGGAGAAGGAGGAAUUUUGGAAAAAGCCUAGAGAAGAGCAGAAUGGCUUAGCCAGGGGAAAAUAUCAGUCAGGGGAGAAAGGGCGUACAUUGUCAAGAACCCGGCAAAGAUGUUUGAAGCCUGGAGUGCUCAUUAUGUACCCAUCCUGCCCCUGGUUCUUCUCUCUUUUCAAGAACUGUUCUCUCUUUUGAAUUUCCUCGUUAAUGGUUUUGUGGAUGACUCUGAAUGUCUUAGUUGGAAACGGUAAUGGUUUAAAAAACAACUACUGCUCACUGCCUCCUCCCUCCACCUGUGUGUGUGAGAUGAAUUUCCCGAUGGUUGGUACCCGUUUUCUCAGUAGGCUUUCUUUCGGCUUUUGCUUGUGUGAAGGGUCCAAACCAUUCCAAUAAUUCAGUGUUUCUAAGAGCCUACUUGUAUGUCUUGGGCAGUCCCAACUGCCUCAGAUUUACAAGAAGAUCACAGAACUCAGCCCUGCUUAACCCACUAAACAUUGGACCACCCAAUUCCCACCCAAAAAAAUAUAUAGAAUUAAGGUACUUCUCACUCAGUUUAUUUGUUACCUUUAACGUGGAGCCUGGUUGCAGUUUUUCUUAACUUGUUAAGGAUUCCAGACUCGCCUCUGCUGCUUAGACAGGCCAUUCUGAUUGUUUUUUCGUAUUGCUGGAGAACUUCAGGAUUUGACCUUUUACAAAACCUGCUCCAUCCUUCCAUGGAAUGCUUCCCUAAUGGAAGGAUGGACUGGUAGAGUGGGGGACUUGGAUCUUUGAAGCAUGGUUGCAUUUGUUCUAGUGCAGCAUUCACCUUGUUUGGACAUCAUUGUAAAUGUAACAGGAAGAGAUUCAUCAGAGGAACAUUUAAGAAGCCUUUUUCUUGGGUGAGUCUUGAAGGAAAGAAGCUAACAUGAGAAAAAUCAGACAUUUCCCAUGAAUUAAAUGCUAAUGUUUUUUAUCCUAUUUUAUUUUAUUGCCUUAUAAAGUUUAAGGGUCUUCCCUGGUUUUCUAGUCAUUGUUCAUUCAGCAACCAUCUGAGUGGCUUGGAAGCCACUGUUUCCUUGACUGUGGAAUUACACUCAGUGAUGAGAAACUUUACCUUUCUGGAGGUGUUUCUUACAGUUGGAGUGAACAAGAGCAAUCAGUGACUAUAAUUUCCCCAAAAGCUUUGGGUGUAUUGAGUAAACCUAUUUUUGUAUAUCUCCGUCUUUUACCUGCCUCCACCAUCUUCGUGCCCUCCCCCUAUAUCUGUCUGAAGGAGGAGGUAAAAAAGUAUGAUUUGUUACGUAAAACCCUAGCCUGGGACCUGUGGCUCCCAUUCUAACAUCACAUUUUCCGUCUUUCUCGUUUCUUCAUGUUGUAACCUUGGGCACAUCAUUUUGUUUCUUUGUCCGAGCUUCAGGAAUACUCUCUGUGAAACAGGGGCAAAGUAGCUGUCUCUCACCUACCUUACAGGGAUGUUGUGAGGAUUGAUCUCACCAGAGCUACUGGAGAACUUUAAAUGACACCAUUAUUUUGUCAUCUGUCCAAGUCAGGAAUUUGAAUUGUAAGACAUGAAUGCAGUUGAAAGAAUUGGUUAAUGAUAACCAGAUGUCCCUCCAGCACCACAGGUGACAGGAUUCAACAGCCUUUUUAAAGGCCUGGGAAACCUCAUUAACCCAAGCAAGUGUUUUCUGAGAAGGGGUUUUACCUAAGCAGCAGCAUUCUACCUGAGAGCAUCCCCCAGGUGCUGGAAUUUCCACCCCUUGUGCUCUCUGCAUUACAUUCUGAUGCCACCCCUUUCUAAGAACAGCAU